AUGGCCGGAUGCAUAUCGAAACAAGCCGCAGCAGGCCAGUUGACGUGGACGACUGGAGUCUGCCUCCAUCACGCGAACCUACACUGCUUCAAGCCAAACAGUUUCAAUUGUUGGUCCAGAUUAGUCAAUCGGCACAACACGCCCUGGCAAGGAGGCGUUUUCGAAAGGUUAAUUGGAAUCACCAAAACUGCCUUUAGGCGCGCAAUGGGAAGGCGCUUCUUGAGCGAAGAAAGGUUGGUUACCUUCAUCGCUGAAAUCGAAGCGAUUGCCAAUUUCAGGCCACUCACUAAAGUAAAGAAAGGUCCAGUGGAAGUUUUGCGUCCAAUUGACUUUAUUAAUCCUUUGGCAAGAAUUGGAAAUCCUUUAGAAGAAACUGGAGAAGAUGAGGAUUAUCAGAUAAAGAUCAGACUACCGACGAAAGAGGAACUAAUAGAUGAUUGGGAACGAACGAAAAAAGAAAGGUGGGGAUCAAAACAUCACCAAAAACGAGAUCUCACGAAAGGGGAACCAAGGUUGAAAGAAUUAAUUCUUAUCGACGACGAAAAACCAAGAGAAACUGUCGAGAUUGCUAAAUCUCGAUUUGCAACAAAUUUUAUAAGAUUUGUAAUUCCUUAG
Molecule: messenger RNA, 615 nt
Organism: Gongylonema pulchrum
Lineage: Eukaryota; Metazoa; Nematoda; Chromadorea; Rhabditida; Gongylonematidae
Source: the annotation of a GenBank genome assembly